This is a messenger RNA of Acomys russatus (golden spiny mouse), 1236 nucleotides long. RefSeq names its product actin-like protein 9. The transcript has a single exon. The record is from RefSeq and is a predicted model, not a curated record. Gene Ontology annotation, biological process: cell motility; axonogenesis. Lineage: Eukaryota; Metazoa; Chordata; Mammalia; Rodentia; Muridae. Gene Ontology annotation, cellular component: synapse; NuA4 histone acetyltransferase complex; membrane. Gene Ontology annotation, molecular function: nucleosomal DNA binding; protein kinase binding.
AUGGAUGUAAAUGGCCCCAAGUACUGGGAGCCCAACAGGUCCUUUGAUCUGAACUCUCACCCAACCUCGAUAAACAAGAAUUUGCUACAAGAGCCCUGUGGCUUGGUUGCUAACAAGAUACCAUCAAAGAUGUAUGGCAUUGUCAUUCACGUGGGUACUGGCAUGUGUAAGAUAGGCUUUGCUGAACAGACUCAACCCACCUACAUUGUGGCCAACGUUGUGGGCUGCCAUUCCAAAAAAUAAGCCACCAUGGGGCAGUCCAAAGUGCAAACGUUCAUUGCUGAGGCAGUCCAUGCUUGCCCAGAGUUAACUCUGAUGCAACUGGUUUGUAAUAUGAUUGUGAUGGACUGGGAAGCUGCUGAUCUCAUCUGUCGCCACAUACUGGAAAAUGACCUCCAAGUGGCCACCCAGGACCAUCCUCUGCUGUUCACCGAUCCACCCUUCUACCCUGCCUACAACAGUGAGAAGCUGGUGGAAGUAGCUUUCCAGCCUCUGCACUCCCCUGCCAUGUAUGUUGCCUCCCAAUCUGUGCUGUCAGUCUAUGCUAACGGGUGCAUUAAUGGGCUGGUGGCAGACACUGGCCACGGGGUCAGCUACACAGUUCCAGUCUUUCAAGGCUACAAUCUACCCAAUGGCAUCCAGCGCCUGGACCUAGCUGGCCACUACUUGACUACCUUCUUGGCAGAGAAAAUCUUGAGAUCUGGCUUCCCGCUUAAGAAGGAAGACACGGACAUUGUGGAGAGCAUCAAGGACCAAUUCUGCUAUGUGGCCUCAGAUUUCCAGAAGGAGCAAGGACGCCCUGCUGCCAAAUUCCAGCGAUGCCUGAAGCUGCCAGAUGAACAGAUGAUCACAGUGGGGAAGGAACUCUUCCAGUGUCCUGAGCUAUUAUUCUAUCCCCCAGAGACCUCGGGACCUUCAUCCUUGGGCCUCCCCAGCAUGGUGGAACAGAGCCUCUGUUCCGUGCCGCAAGAGUUGCAGGCCGACAUGGAACAAAAUGUGCUGUUGUGCGGAGGCUCCUCUCUGUUCCCUGGAUUUGAAAGUCGUUUCAAGGCUGAGCUGCAGCGCUGUCUUCGUCCAGAGGCCCACGUGGUUGUGGCUGCCCAGCCAAAUAGGAACCUCUCGGUGUGGAUUGGGGGGUCUAUUCUGGCCUCGUUGUGUGCUUUCCAGUCCCGCUGGCUCCUGAGGGAGCAGUAUGACGAACAAGGUCCCGACAUAGUGCACCGCAAGUGCUCUUGA